UUUUCCCUAAAUCUCUUGUUUUCGAUAAGAUCGAUCAUUAUUCAUCAUCAUGUCUCUGCUUCUCAACGAGCCUUCGAUGUUGUGCCUAGGCAAACCUGCGUCGAUGAGGUCAUCUCUUUUUCUCUCUAGUGGCUUCCCAUCUUCCUCACUGCGAACCCUUCCAUGUUCCAUCCACGGUUGUGGACUGAAGGUUAGUAAUGUUCCUAAAUCUCGCCACACUUCUUUGGAAAAGAAGGUGCCUGUGGGUAGACAUAAAAUAGAUUGGCUAGCAUACCUUGGCUGGUUAGCUACUUACAGUGACGACGGAAUUUUGCGUUUCAUUGAUUCUAUGUGGGAUUCAGGAGAACCGAAACACUUUUCGUCGCCUCCUUUUGUAACUUUACCUCGUUGCCAAACUCAAAUUGUCACCAACGUGGUCGCAUCUUCUCCUCUUGACGACGAGGACUGUGUUGUGGCUGUCAAGUUUUUGGGACCUCAACUCAGCUUUUUCAGACCUGCUCAAAGUAAAUUUGGGUGGACCAACGUUAGAAUCGAAAACCCUUGCUUCUACUCCUCCAAAGUCAUGUUUUCCAAGAAAGAUGGCAUGUUUCGUAUUCCUGGAUCUGGAGGCCACAUUAUCGGAUCAUGGGAUCUCCACACACACAAGCAAACACCACCGAAGAUUCAGAGGUUGCAGCUCCAAAACCUUCCCGAGCGGACCAGGACCCAACGCGAGCUUCUGGAAUCUUCCUGGGCGAGCGUAUUCUUGGUGGAGUCACAAUCAACCGAUGAAACUUUCUUGGUUAAGUGGUACAAGAAGACCUCUGGAAAGAUCAUGAAAACAAAAGGUGUAAUGGUGUUCAGGCUAGACCAUAAAGGAAACGCUAUUUACACUCAAGACAUUGGAGAUCUCUUCAUUUUCCUCUCACGAGAUGGUAUUUAUUGUAGACCUGCAGCUGAAGAACCCUCCUACAACUAUAGGCCUAACCACGUCCAUGUCGGUGAUAAAGACGGGUUCUUCACUAUCAAUCUGGCAAGUGGCGGAUUAGAAGUUCACAGAGAAUUCUAAUUGAAUAGAAUCUCUUUGACAUUGUUAUGCAUAUGAUGUGGGAUAAUCUUUGCUAUCAUCUCUCUUCCAAUUAUUUUUGUUUAAACUAUAUCCAAUAAGUUUAUGAAUCAUUGUUGUCACCAUUAAAAAGUUGUGUAGCACAGAAAAGUAGAAAACUAAACUAAGAGAGAACCCGUGUUUUCCCUCUUUUGAUUAAUGCCUCAGAUAUAUAACUUUUCUAUUUUUUUUUGUGAAUAUUAAAUCGAUCUUGGAAGGCGGUAACUAGUUGUUGUGUUUCGUAAACUAAGAUUAGAAAGUUGUGGAACUAUAAAUUAAAGUUUUUUGACAAUAA
Arabidopsis lyrata subsp. lyrata is the source of this 1379-nucleotide messenger RNA. RefSeq lists its product as uncharacterized. The transcript is spliced from 2 exons. NCBI's taxonomy places the organism in Eukaryota, Viridiplantae, Streptophyta, Magnoliopsida, Brassicales, Brassicaceae. Bases 50 to 1048 code for a protein of 332 amino acids. The record is from RefSeq and is a predicted model, not a curated record.